CUAGCCGGCCAAUAGACGGCUGUCACGUGAUUCGGUCAGGUGCUACUCUCCCUGUCACGUGACCGGCAGAACCUACUGCGGGGAGCUAUGGAGGAAUAUGCCCGGGAGCCCUGCCCCUGGCGGAUUGUGGAUGACUGUGGUGGUGCUUUUACCAUGGGGAUGAUUGGUGGGGGUGUCUUCCAGGCUGUCAAAGGCUUUCGCAAUGCUCCAGUGGGCGUCAGGCAUCGUCUCAAAGGCAGUGUGAAUGCUAUCAGAGUCAGAGCACCACAGAUUGGAGGCAGCUUUGCAGUGUGGGGUGGGCUGUUCUCCACUAUUGACUGUGGCCUGGUGAAGAUGCGGGGCAAGGAGGAUCCCUGGAACUCCAUCACCAGUGGGGCACUCACCGGAGCUGUGUUAGCAUCGCGCAGUGGGGCGUUGGCCAUGGCAGGUUCAGCUAUGAUGGGAGGCAUCUUGCUUGCCUUGAUAGAAGGUGUUGGGAUAUUGCUGACGAGAUACACAGCCCAGCAGUUCCAGAAUUCCAACCCUUUUGGGGAAGAUCCCAGCCAGCUACCUCCCAAGGACGGCUCACCACCUACAGGAUAUCCAGGCUAUGGACAUUAUCAGUGAAACACUUUGGGGCCAGGGAGAGUUCAGUUUUUGUUGGGGUGGGGCAGGCAUUUCCCCUGAAGCUAUUCAAGACCUUCACUCAACAGUACCAAAAAUAGCACAUGCCUCAUAAUUCAAGGGAUGCGAUUCCUAGAGUUUUCUUGGAGGGAGAGUACAGAAUAUUUGAGCAGUGUAAUGUCUGCCUCUCUCUGAGGGGCCUUUGGGGUUAUGGAAUGAUAUGCCCCAGGAAUACUUCCAUGUGUGCUGAGGGAGCCAGAGCCUACACAGGCUGAAUGGCUAAUAUGAAUCCUAAGAGGAAAUGUCUUAGCUUUGUAGGUUCUGGAUAUGGAUUAACAAUUAAAUGCCUGUGACAAAGGACUUUACACAAAAGGACUCUUUCCCUGGCUUUCAAGUUGUGGGGCUUGUACCGCUUUCUCCGCAUGCUGGAGAGCCAUUCCCAGGUUUGCUUGCAAAAGUCUGUAGGCAGAGCAGCCUGUACCUUGGCUUUUCCCCAGGUCUUGUGUGUAGGUAAGGGGGCGUGAUUGUAGCAAGCACAAGCUGUGCCAUUGUAUCCAGAACCACAGUGCCGUGUUCCCAAAAUAAGCCUCUCUUUAUUCUAGAUCAGACCUCCAAAGGCAGCUUUGCUGCUCCACAUAGUGUCCCCCCCCAAUCGGGCUCAGUCAAUCCCUCUGGCUUUGCUGCCUGCUUGAGGCUGCAGAAACAGUGGGGUUGUCAAAACACAUAUCAGGCUGCAGUAAUAACAUGGCUGGUGGGCUGCAUUCAGCUUAAUGGGUCCCAGGUCGCACAGGUCUGCCCUGGAGCCAAGGUUUACCCUAAUAAUGUGAUGCAUCAGCCUCCAGCAUCUUUAACGUUAUUGACCAAGACAGGUUGGAGGGACAGAGAAAGUGAUAGAGCUUCUGGUCCGCCUACAAUUUCCACCCAUCAUGCUGGAAACCAGCCCUCUAGUUGUGGAUGCAGAAAGAUAUGAAGCUCGUUGUGACUCAGGUUGACCGGAUCCUCUGCAUCUGAGCCAAACUGCCUCCAAUCCUCAAAAAUAAUUGUGGUUGCAGUUUUACAAGUUCUUAAUGCUGGGUCCUAGUGGGCCAUACACCCUUGCCUUUUAUACAAAAGCUUACUAACAUGAGAAAAAUCCUUUUUUAAAAAAAAGAAAUGGAUUUGCUGUGAUGCUCAUUAAAACGGGGUGCAAACCAUCUUUAUAUAUAAAACCAGACCUAGAUAUAGCAGACUUGUUGAACUGCAAAUCCCCUUAACUAUGGCUUGCUUGUGUUUCAAGAUCUUUUAAAAGAAAUGUUGUAUGUAUUAUCUGUUACAGGUGUAAAUACAAAUGGGCUCUUUGGCUUC
Molecule: messenger RNA, 1947 nt
Organism: Rhineura floridana
Lineage: Eukaryota; Metazoa; Chordata; Lepidosauria; Squamata; Rhineuridae
Gene: TIMM17B
Product: translocase of inner mitochondrial membrane 17B
Exons: 6
Coding region: 88-606 (172 amino acids)
Biological process (GO): protein import into mitochondrial matrix
Cellular component (GO): TIM23 mitochondrial import inner membrane translocase complex; mitochondrial inner membrane
Molecular function (GO): transmembrane protein transporter activity
Source: RefSeq, a predicted model, not a curated record